Messenger RNA from Paramuricea clavata, 6491 nucleotides. The record is from the annotation of a GenBank genome assembly. Lineage: Eukaryota; Metazoa; Cnidaria; Anthozoa; Malacalcyonacea; Plexauridae.
AUGCUGGUAGUUGUAUUCAGACUACGCAAUAAGGGGAACCGGCUAUUACUCAAAAAACUACUUCUGUGCGAUGCAGGAUCAGAUCCAAUGCCUUUACUUCGCCCAAGUCCAAGCAUCGAUUCACGUUACUAUUCUACAUCGCCAUGCUCUGAUGAAUGUGGACAGAAUCGAAAGCACAGAAGAAAACCCAUCCCCGUAACAGAACAUAUUUUUGUAAUCUCUCCCAACUGUAAUCAUGACCACCCCUCGGUACAUAGCGCUAGAAAACUCAUGGCUGGUUAUCUCAAGGAAAUAGGUAUGAAAUUAAAACUGUAUAAGCGUUAUUAAUUACAAUAUUAUAUAUUCCGCAGUAAUAUCGUUGAACUGGUUUAAAAUGUUAGGUUCGUAGUGAUAUGGCUUGAAAUCUGGUUAAUUUAAUAAGAACUAGUACUAUUUGUUGAGAGUUGACGUUCAUCAAUUGACUAAGUAUAGCCACUAGGCCAGGCACAGUCUAGCAAGGUUAGGCAUGUUCUAUAUAUGCAGCCUUAUACAUGUGAGUCAAUUGAGCUGAUUUGUAGUAUAUUCCGCAUUGAUAUAGCUAAAAUUUGGUUUAAGAUAUUAGGUUUAUAAAUAACUCAGUAGGUUGGACACGGUCUAUAUACAGCCUUAUGCAAGUUACUGAGCUAUUUGUAGUAUAUUCCGCAUAGUGAUAUGGCUAAAUUUUGGUUUAAGUAAUAUUUCUGUUGCAGGUUCAAUAUUCGGUUUAUUAACUCAGUAUGUCACGGGCACGGUCUGGCACGGCUAGGCACGGUCUAGGCACGUACUGAGUUAUUUAACCCAUUCAACACAGGAAUUUCUCAAUAAGGCCAAGUUUUUCAAAAUUUCAAUGGCAUGGGGAAAUAAUUGUAACAAUAUUUUAGGGAAAAAGAAAUUAAGCUAAUUGUAAAAAUUAUAUAGGUUAUGACGUGAAAAUUAUGCAUCAAUGGACGGAUGGAUGCUCGACGCAGUACAAAAGCCGUCACUGUAUGGGCGACGUUUCCCAAUCAUCUUCAGAUUUUGGCUACGUAACCAUCUGUAACUACUUUCAAACUUCACAUGCAAAAGGUCCUCAAGACGGUGCCGGAGCUAACCUUAAACACAAAGCUGACAUGGCUGUCAUUAAACGGCAGGUAAUGACUCACUCAUGAUCUUAGCUAUUCUUCAUCCAUUUCGCAGAUAAUUUAAAUGGUAGUAGCCUAACUCUGAAAUCCCUGGUCUUGAUUGGCUAACUUUCGCGGCAUAUAUAUAUAUAUAUAUAUAUAUAUAUAUAUAUAUAUAUAUAUAUAUAUAUAUAUAUAUAUAUAUAUAUAUAUAUAUAUAUAUAUAUAAUUAACUCUACAGUAACUCAUACAACCAGACCCUGUCUAUAAAUUGCCUACUAUACUGUUUUCAUUAGCACUAUAUAAAAGUCACAACUAUAUACAGAGUGUAUAAAAAAAAUGGAGUCCAACUUUUGUGCUUAAUAACUUUUGGACUGCUACUUCUAAUAAAACGGUUUUAGGCUUAUUUUAAAGCCUGUUCAUUUAUCUUUCGACCAAAUGGUCAUCUGUGUCUUUAGUGCAAGUAAUAAAUGCACAGGAGAAAAUUUAGUAAAACCUAUUAUGUUUAGAUGCCGCUUAAUUAUACAAAUUUACUGUGUUAUUCCAUAGUUGGUUGCAAUGUUUGAAUUUUUUUGUUCAAACUUUAAUGUUCUUGUUGCCACAUCAGAAAAGCUAGUAAGAACUUGUUAAAAACAUUCUAAAAGAGAUUAGGUUGUUUUAUUUAUUUCAAAAUCCUAUAUUAUUUCCAGAAAUCAUCAAAACAACCUUACGUCCAUGCAUUGUCCGAACGAGCACCAUCGAAUCGGGCGGUAAUGUAAAUUUAAAUUAGCAAGUUGACAGCAAGCUAAAACAUGCUUCAGCCGGUAUUAUAACGCAUUUGAAGUCAGCAAGUUAAUUUAAAAUAGUGUAUUGGAAGCCAUUAUUACUUGAUUUUUACAAGCAAUUGCCAAAAUGCCUCAAUUUGCUCGUUUUGUUGACAAAAUAAGUUAUUUUCAUCAAGUACCGGUUUGUUAUUGCAUCUCAAAUUUUUGACUCUCCAAUCGCAAUCACUUAAAAUAUUAUUAUUCACGAACUUCUGGAUUAUAUUUACGAAAAAACCUACCGUUGAAAAGCUGAAUGUCUACGCUUUAAAAUAAAUGUAAACCUGAACGUUUUGCUUUAAUAUUUGUUUCAAAAUUUAUAUUUGAAGCGAGGACUCCGUUUUUUAUAAUACACCCUGUACUGGCAAGAGCAAUUUGUGCACAGUCUCAGAGCCAUGUUAUGCAAAAUUUACGCCCUGUGCCAGAAAUUGCAUUGCAAGUUGCCUUGUGUAAGAUGGCCUUAAACUAUUUAACUCUUAACAAAACCAUAUUUUUUUCUUUCAUGUAGGUUGUCAUUCGAAAUGCGAAAGAAUUGUACGAGUUCGCUGAGAGUACAGUGAAAGAUCCAGCGCCCUCGCGAUACCAGUCUGAGAGUGUUAACUCUUUCUCAGCCGGUACCAUUACGCGUAGAACGUGCAGGAUCUAUGGAUGUUUUCGUUGAUAUCUUCGAUUCAAUAAACGCUAUGUCGUUGAAAAUACCAUUCGAUUCAGUGUAAAAAUAUGUACUUAUUCAUAACAAUAGUUUCAGUCAAUGGCAACAUUAUAGCGAUUUAUGAGCUUUGAAAGUCAAGCAAGCUCGUAUAUGAUCAAAUUAUGCAAUAUUACUAACAAAUUAUAAACAUAAACAUACCUUUCGCCGAACAUAACUUAGGCCCUUUGAGAUGUAUGCUCAUUGUGACACUUUUGUUCGAUUAACCAUUCAAAAUGCUGUAUACUGUCUUAUUUUCAAAGUUCUAUCUGUAAAUUCUAGCCAUGUAUUACCAGAUUUACAUUUCUGGUCCGAGUUUGAUUUUAUCCAAACCGGAAAUAUGACUUAAAAGUGUUGAAACAAUGCAAUGUUUGUAUCGUAUGACCAUGGAAAGGUCAGAAAUGGAUUCUACAGGUCAAAUUGCACCUAUACGCGCGAGUUUCACGUCAUCCCGGCUAAAGGAGUGUGCGAGUAAAACCCGAUAUCCUUGAAAAAUUCAAAAUAAAUAUUUCUAUUCGCUGUAUUCAUACGAAACGUUCUACACGAAAGCACUUGAAUACUAAGAAUCUUUUACUCAUAUAGGCUUUUAGAAAAUGACAAAUAGUUUAGAAAAUAUUCAACUUUUUCUCGAUAUAUCGAACAGAAUGUUUGUUCAAGCGGUGAGUGUAAAUAUAUGAUUGUUUUGGUUUGUGUAAUGUUAUGACGGCACUUGACCCCCCGUUUGAAAGGUUAUUUCGAGAGGAUUUCAAUGGUGCGUUUUGUUUUAAAGGGGGGUAAAUACUCGCCGAGAUAUUUACAUUAGAAACAUUGACUCGUAAUGUAAUGCGAAACCUGCUGUCGGCAAGGGCAGCUGAGUAAGAGUUAAAGUGAAACGGCGUAUAUUUUUCUAUGACGAUGAAAUACUCCGCAACCGGAGAGAUAGAUAUUUCAAAGAAAUCAAGGGGAAGAUCUAUCCAUGCAGUCGUGUCAACGGACGGCGGUUGCAGUUUAAGUUAGAGGUUUCUGUCAUGUUACUGCGACGCAUGUUUAGAUUGGUCCUACGAAUCAUGUGAAAAUUCUGCGUAUGUUGAUGACUGGGAAGAGCAAGAACUGGAAUGAGAGGGUGGUCGUCAACCCACUGUCGUUACCAGAGGGGACGUUUCUACGACACUAGAAGCAAUAAAACACCUAGCAACGAAAGAUGCAAUUGUCGCUAUUGCUUCUGCUGACAGAGGAGAGGAGUAUUAUUUACUUCAAAUAAUUGGAGACAGCCCAGAGGUGCUAUCGACUGAGGAAAGAGAUGAUUGGGGAGCUACAUACCCACCAGGAGCCGAGAUCAUUCGCGGAUAUUUCCUUGCCAGAAAGCGAGCUUCAAGUUCUCCCUAUUACGAACUAGUAAGAGAGAACAAAGCUGCAGUUUAUGCUGCAACCGUCAGGUAUAUUUGUCCCGAAUUGCGCGUAUCCAAUAUCCAAGCACAACCACUGUUAUACGAAAUUUCCGAAGUGCUACAUAUGGAUAUACUCGAGUCUUUGCAUGGAUUUUAAGCAAUUAUCAUUGUGUGCAUGACACAGCAUAUUUUAAUGCGCAGAAUUUUUGUAUGCUCGGGUCAAGUUGAUAAUUUUGUAUUAUUAUCUGUUCCACGUAAUAUAACAUAUUAUAAUAACAAUACAAUAUAAUAUUGUAAUAUUAUUAUAAUAUCUGCCUUUCGUACCUAUACUGUUUGCGCAUAUCAAAUUUCAUAUCUUGACUUUGAAGAGAGUGUGGUGAGAAAUCUUUUAUACGUAUGUGCAUAUGCGGCACAAUAAUAUAUUUUCCACUCUGAGUGAGCAUGAAAUUGCACUUUCUUGAGCAAGUCACAUAACUUACAUGCCACGUGUUUAUAAUGGAAAUAUGUUGAAAAAUAUCAUUAUUAGAGCAUUAUUUCUUUCACAUAAAUGCGGAAUAAAUACACAUAUGGCGCACACAAGUACAUUACGCAGCCUGUUAUAUUGCCAGGUCAAACACAUGCACGCUAAAUAUGUGACAAAUUCCACUAAAUAAAUAUUAUGUGACAAAUUCCACCAUAGACAGCAUUGAUUACCCAAUGCAAUGGGUAAACUAGUAUUUUGUAGUCACUAUUGUGCAUAUUAUGCAGUAUAUGCUGUUUUCCCAAUGCUGGUGUCUGGUGACUGUUCAUUACUUUAGAUCUAAAGGUACAGACACACCGGUUGCGAUUCGAUAAGGCGACACGAUUUUUCGAUUUUCACUGACCGAUAACUUUGAUCCUAGCUUAAAUUUUCUAAAUAUUUAGAAGCGUUAUAACAUUAACUAUUAUUAUUAUUAUUAUUGGUCUACAUAUCUUUUAAAAUUUGCUCUCAUUGGCUGUUUUAUUAACUUUCAAAAACUAAAAAAUCGUGUGGCGUUGUCGAAUCAUGUCCGGUUUAGUACAGCAUUCCUAUUUGGCAGCGAACAGUUGUAAAUAAUUAUAGCUUCACACCUUAAUUUCAUGCUAAUCCCGGUUAAUUAUCUCUUGACAGCAAUUUUAAUAGCUUUUACGCUAUAGGCUAUGUUUUAUAUAUGUGAAAACUGUGGUUGCCGUGGUGUUAGAACUCAGGUGAAUUAUUACAGGUUACGCUACUCGAGAGGAACCACAUCCGCGCUGUGGGAAUCGAACUAUAGAAAACCAAAGGUCGCUGGUUUGAUUCCGACCAUGAUUAUCAGGGCAAGCAUUUUCAGCUAAUUGCAUGUGGUGCUUCCCACAGAGUAGCGUCACCUGUAAUAAGAUGUUAGUAAGGUUCAAAAACGAAAACGUUUUAGUAAUUAUGAAAUUUUAUUAAUGACAUGGCACAACAAAAUGCUAAAACUCGUGUAUACAAUAUAGAGCGAUAAGAACUCAUAAAAUUGUCAUAAAAUGUAGUCACGGAGUCACAGUAUCGAUCCCAUUAGAUUGUAAACAGGCAAGGACUGAUUUAUAAUAGCAAUUACCCGAAACAUAGCGUUUAGCCAGCCCGACGAUUUAGUCCCGCUAUGCAAAUAUUUUCAUGUUUAUUGACUGUGAAAACAAUCAAUUUCUAAAGAAAUGAAUGAUAAUUUUGAAUGGACUAAAUUGUCGGGCUGGCUACGCCACUGAAACAUGUUAUUCAGGGUCUUUUGCAGAACAGCACUUUCUCAUGUGAUUGUUCAUUGCCUUUAUAGCAUGACCCCAUGACUCGUUCGAAUAAAAAUGUUCGUAGCCUUUUUUAAUUUUCAUUAAGGUAUUUGUAUUUAAUCCUUUUGAUUUGAGCCCCACUCCAUACACAGUACAGUUUAUGUGCUCUUCACACGUUGUGUACUCCUUUAAUAACAACACUGCAAAAUAAGCAUCUGUUGUCCCUCUUUUUUUCUUUAAGUUCAGAGCAUUGAGCAUUGUUCAUGUGAGUUCUCUUCCGUGGACAUGAGCGUUUUCAGCGCCAUAGUGUUGGGAUUCGUCAGGUGGGUUAGUUAAAUUAAUCCGAUUCUGCUCAGCUGCUUCAGGGACAGACAAUCUGGUACUGGGACGAUUCAAGAAGCCGUUGUUUUGCAGGCAAUCAAUGAUCAGUCAUUGAUUUGCCAACACCGCGUCAACUUUUUGAAAAAUGCCAUCCAUUUUCUUGUUUAUUUGGUUCAAUAUUAGUGGGUGUUCUGCGUGACCAGGCAAAAUAUUUUCGAAAUUAUUUGGGCUGCGAGAAUGUGGGAAAUUAAUUUCUUCCAAAAAUCCGGCUGGUAAACCCGACUGCACAGAAGUAGAAACCCAGGGCUCUGAUUGCCCAACCGAAUCAAAGGAGAGAUUAUUAAGGGAAGAACUAUUCCAAGACAAAGAAAAUGCAUUCGAGUUUGUAGAUUCUGGACUGAAGGACGGCGCAUGUAACUCGCUUAAGAAUGUGGAAUAUGGAAUAUUAUUAUCAGAU